Molecule: messenger RNA, 3492 nt
Organism: Dinoponera quadriceps
Lineage: Eukaryota; Metazoa; Arthropoda; Insecta; Hymenoptera; Formicidae
Exons: 5
Coding region: 719-2539 (606 amino acids)
Biological process (GO): regulation of transcription by RNA polymerase II
Cellular component (GO): nucleus
Molecular function (GO): DNA-binding transcription factor activity, RNA polymerase II-specific; RNA polymerase II cis-regulatory region sequence-specific DNA binding
Source: RefSeq, a predicted model, not a curated record
CAGCUUGACCCGUGAAGUUGUAUUCGCUCGCGUGCCACGUUGGCAGUCGGCGGUGCUCGCUGGUGCUCGCGGCGCAUUUCGCACGGUGUCUCCGAAGCAAAAGAGCGAUUUUCCACUCGUGGCGUUCUCGCAGCGUCGUUCACGAACUGCUGCGAUCAACGACGACGGAGAAGGGAGGGGAGGGGAAGACGGUGGUCGAUCGUCGAAAAUGUGAAGAAAGUCUCGGGUGAGGAGACGCGGCCGAGGCGGAAGAAGGUGCGACACAGUGCAUUCGGGCCAGCCAACUCGAGGCAGCUGUCUCGCGGAUUUCGACGGACGGACGGAGAGAGCGUAUUCUCGAGGGUGGGGUUCGAGAAGUAUCGGGUAAUCAAGAAUUAACCGGACCGCCACCGCGUGCACUGACACCUGCACAUCAUCGUUGGACCGAUUAUACGUGUCGUUGUUCGGUACUCGUCUCGGGCUUGCUGCUGCAAGCUGCGCCACCCCCCGCCCCGCCCGCCGUUGUUCACUCCGGAUCGGUGUGUGUAUGUAUGUGCGCACGCGGGCCACUUAGGACGGUAGCAGCCGGCGAUGAGGAAGAAAGAAAAUAAAUAAGGCAGAAGACGACACGCGCGUGCAUCGCUCUACAUACGUCGUAUAUAUAUCAGUAGUGUCGUAUACAUACGUAUAUAUAUAUAUAUAUAUAUACACAUUAUAUAUAUAUGUAUAUAUUAGAUCAAUGUCAGUGAUGUCGUUACCGGACAUAAACCUGAUAGACUUUCUGGACGAGCCGUUCCUGAAGGAUGUCAAGGACGAGAUGUUCGUCGACCAUAUUUGCGGCGACGACGACGACGACGUCACCGCGACCGAGGAGUUCGCGACGAAUUCGGACGACCUCUUUGCGACGAUCAUGAAGCUGCAGGAGGAGCAUCCGGAUUUCCUGAUCGAGAAGGACCUGGAAGACACCAGUCCGUUCUCCUUGUCGGACAGCGGCCUCUCCAGCGCACAAAGUCUCUCGUACGAGCAACAGCUGAGUCCGCUCUUGUCGAUCGGCAAUGACGACGAGCAGAUCGAGAUCAUCAACUCGAACCUGAACAGCCCACAGGAAGAACUCAUGGACUUCGAACCGGCGGUCAGUCCGAUUCAGUCCCUCGGCAGUCCUGUGGACAGUCCUGUGCGAUCCGUCAUGAGCUCCAAUAUCGGCUCACCGGCCACCGACGUGGCCGACGAUAUGGAAUAUGGACAAACCCUGGUCGCUGUUGUUACACCGAACAACACCAUGCCGAGCGCGAACACGACGAUCGUCACGGAACAGCCGAUCGUCGAGAUCGAUUCGACGCCUAAGCAACAGACGCGCGUCGCGCAGCCGGAGAACGCGAUAAACGUCCGCAACUUGACGUGCAACGGCAAACGGAAUAUUCGACAAUUGAUACGCGUCACCCCGAUGGGUUCUGGUAAUCCGCGGUCCAUCUUGUUACCAGUAAGCAUCAAAGACGUAAAGGAAGUCCGGGCCAUUAAAAUUAUCAACGCUACGCAAGCAAGAAACUUGAAGGGCUUUAAAAUCAAUCAGGCGAACAUUAUUAAUAAACCCGUUCAGAUGACUAUCAAACAGGAGGAUUCCAACAGUGACAAAGGCUGCAACUCCAGCGAAGAGGCAUCGGAGACGGACUCGCCUUAUCCGCGGCUGAAGCUGAACGCCGAGGAGAAGCGGCUGCUGCAGAAGGAGGGCAUCACCCUGCCGAGCCAUUAUCCUCUAACGAAGCACGAGGAGCGCGAGCUGAAGAGGAUCAGGCGCAAGAUACGCAACAAGAUAUCCGCGCAGGACUCACGUAAGAGGAAAAAGGAGUACGUGGACGGGCUGGAGGAUCGCGUGAAACAGUGCACGGAGGAGAACAUGACGUUGCUGAAGCGCAUCAAAGCCCUGCAGUCGCAGAACCAGAGCCUGGCUGGUCAACUCAAGAGGCUGCAGGCGCUUAUACAGAAAGGCAACAAGAGCGCCCAGCCGGCCACCUGCCUGAUGGUCCUGCUACUCUCGCUCGCUCUCGUCGUGAUGCCGAGUCUGCGGCCGCACUCUAACAACAACAGCAACGACCUCACGCAGGAGCAAGAGCAACCCGAGAAAAUCCCACUGGCCGGUCGCUCGAGGACCUUGCUGUACACGAAGCAGCAGCUGAUGGACGCCGAGGAGCUUCAGCAGUGCGACGAGGAGCUGAUGCAGGAGGUCGAGGGACUUCUGGAUCACGAUUACGGCCCGGUGAUACAGAUGCCGCUCUGCAAGCGCGCCCGUCUCGAGAGCGACGCGACAACGUCCAAAUACAUCUCCUCCUCCGUGAACCACGUGGGGGGCACGCUUGGCACAAAAUCGGACGUCGGCUCGAAGGCGACUAGGCAAUAUAUCGAGCCACCGUUGGACGACAUAUGGCCGCCGCCGAAUCCGGGAGGGCAGAAGACCGCCCGGGUGGUCGACAAGCUCGAGGCUCUCGCCAACGAGCUGAAGAUCAACAUCUCGGAUGUCGAGGGCACCAGAACGGUCCUCGUCAAGGUGCCGCACGAGAAAUAACGGUGGCUCGGGAAUUUAUCGGGUGAAAACGACCGAGUGCGAAGCAAUUCGCGCUGACACGAUUCGAUUCUUCAAAGCACACACACUUUUCGAAUUCUCGAGAUAACGCAUUUCCCGAUUGUUGUUAUUGACCGAAACGGCAAUCGGUGUUGGUCCAUAUUUUCUUAUUAUUUCGUAGCAUAAUGGAUCGAUUCCAUGUUAGAUCGUGGAGAGAUUGUGGCCGCAGGAAAGUUCGCCCGAGAAUGUCUUUGUCGCUUGCUUAGGUGUGGUUCAUGCAUACAAACAGAUAAAAACAUAUAUAUGUAUACACGUACCAUAUGCAUAUACGAAACGUAUGGUUUUGCGUAGAUAUUUUUCACGAAUUUUUAUGGAUUGGACGAAGAUUUUACUUAUUUAUACGAAGAAACCAUAUUUACCGAGAGAUCUAUGAUUGUAACUGUUACCAGAUAUAAGAGAAUUUUUGUAAAUAAUUAUGAAGUAGGUCUUAUAUAAGGUACAGGAGGACAAGAGACACAGUAAAUAAAACAAUAAAUAUAUAGAUAAGUAAAUAUAAAUAUAUGUAAUUAUAUAUAUAUAUAUAUAUAUAUAAUAUGUGUAUGUAUGUAUGUAUGUAUGUUAUAGCAUAUAUAUAUGCCGAUUCGAUAAAUGCAAUUAAUACAGAUUUAUUAUGUUACAUGUCAAUAUACUAUGUUAUGAUUGCAAUAUGAAAAUAUAUCGUAAGACGAAUGAGAAUAAUUUACGGUGAUUAAACUUGUGUAUUAUAUAUAUAUAUAUAUAUAGGAAUAUAUCAUAUAUACAAUGCACGUACGAAUAACUAUUCGGAAUUACCGAAAGAUUUUUAGUCUUAAAAUAAUAAUAUGAUAGUUACGUAGCACAGAAGAUCUAUAUAUUCAACAUACAUUUUAUUUCCGCCAUGAAUAUUCUUUUACAAAAAUAAAGUGUCUCAAAAAAUA